Amphiprion ocellaris (clown anemonefish) is the source of this 3710-nucleotide messenger RNA. RefSeq lists its product as uncharacterized. The transcript is spliced from 7 exons. The coding region runs from base 1 to 2322 and encodes 773 amino acids. Gene Ontology annotation, biological process: protein deubiquitination. The record is from RefSeq and is a predicted model, not a curated record. Lineage: Eukaryota; Metazoa; Chordata; Actinopteri; Pomacentridae. Gene Ontology annotation, molecular function: cysteine-type deubiquitinase activity.
AUGAAGGCCAAAGCUCUGUCAGUGAAGGAGUGCACCUGGAUGUCAGAGGAGUGCCACCUAGUGGAGGAGCAGCAUGGAGAUACCCAGAGGGACAACCUUUGUUUACCAAACAUCUUCAGAUCCAAAAAGGUGAAGCCGCUAAUCAAGGUCCAGAGCAGCCACAAUUACCAGGUUUACCACACAGCCAGAGAGCUGAUGAUGGAGGUGCUGGACAGAGAAGCUGUUCAGGAGCUGACUAGAAGAGCUGCUGGUGUGAAGACAGGAGGGAAUCGUUCAUCUCACAGCCAGAGCAGAGAGCAGAGCACGGAUCUCUCUGAGGAAGAGUACACAGAGGCUUUAGCGUGGUUUUCCAUCGUCCUGCGAAGUGGUCUGUCUGCAGGAGAGAACUGCAGCUUUGGCUCUGAGCUCACCCAACAGCUGGACGGAUACCAGGGCAUCCUGAAGAGGAACAGCAUCCAGACCAGCUUCUUGUCUCUCACCAGACUGGGGGAUGCAGACAAGUUGGAAGCUCUCUCUGCUUUCUGUAGCCACCUGACCAGACGUUAUCAGGCCUUAAACACACCUGGCAGCAACCUGGCUGUGAAGAAAUACAGACUUUCCCACCAGCAUGGCCCCUGCUCUCUACAUGUUGCCCUCCUGUGUGACAUGAGCUCAGGGUUUGUCUGUAACAUGUUUCUGUACAGUCCAGAGCAACUCCAGAGGCGCAGCAGGAGGCCUGUAGUGGAGCAGGUGGUCAAACACCUGCUGAGGCCUUUCUGCAACCACAGAUGCCUGGUUCAGCUGGACAGCUCUGCCUGGAUGGAAGGCAGACUCUCAGACAUCUUCUCUGGAUUUGGGGAGAAUAUUAAUUUCGUUCCAGCUGCUAAAAGGCCAGAGAUGAGUUCAACGUCCUCUCAGCACAAACGGACAUCUGAGGACUCGACAUCUCAACUAUUAUCCCACCUGCAGGGUUGGACCGGACCUGCUCUGCUUCCUCUGUCAGACCUGAAGGGCUCCGUCAUCGAUGUGUUCCUACCGGGCCUCUGGGUGACGCUACACGUGAUCUGCAUCAACACAUUUGUGCUCCGCACUCUGCAGAGCCGGGGCUCGGGCCGGCAGGUCAACCUGACGGAGUUCACCAGGACUUUGGCCUCUCAGCUGGCCGUCGACAGCAGCGUCGCCGUGCCGGUUCUGCCACAACUAAACAGCUGCUCAUACCAGGAAACCAGAUUAGCAAACGCUUCCAAGCAAAGGACAAACACUAGCAGCAGUGCUCAGGUGAUGGCAAACGACAAACACAUCUCUGCAGUGAAGCUACAGACCAGGUGGAACAGGCCGGGAGUCUGUGGUUUAGACAACUCUGGGAACUCCUGCUACCUGAACGUUGUGCUGCAGUGUUUGUGCUCCACCGUGCCCCUCGUAGAGCAUCUCCUUAAUCAGGACACACGCAGAGAUCUGGCAAAGUCUAAAUGCCGGUUCGCUGAAGUGUUUGUCCGCCUGCUGGAGGAGAUGUGGCUGGGGAGAAGCUCCAGCUGUGCCCCGCUGGAGGCCCGGUCAGUUCUGUCCUCCAUCCUCCCCCAGUUUAACAACUACUGCCAGCAGGACGCCCAGGAGCUGCUGCUCUUUCUCCUCAACACACUUCAUGACGACCUCAAAAAGGUUGCAAAGCGACAGACGUGCUCCUCCACACGUCAGCUGAGACCAGAACAGAACAGAAACUGUGCCGCUGACUUCACCAUCGUCUCACAUCUGUUUGAGGGCCAGCUGAGCUACAAGACCCUCUGCAUGCACUGCGACCACCAGGCGCACAGCAAACAAGCCUUCACUGUCCUGUCGCUGCCGAUUCCUACAGACAUCAUUAAAUGCUCCAUCCAGGAUUGUCUGUCGCUGUUCUUUGAGCAGACCAUCUUGACAGGCGGAGAGCAGAUGUUGUGUUCGGUGUGUGGGCUGAGGAGGGAAACGGUGGUCCUCACAAGUCUGGACAAACCUCCAGAGAUCCUCCUGUUGCAUCUGAAACGGUUUGGCUGUAAGGGGAAGAACCAGGUGAAACUCAGGACUAACGUUGGGUUUUCCAUGAAGCUCGAUCUCACACCGUUUCUAUCCAGCUCAGCUCAGAAUGCCUCGUAUUCUUCAUACCACCUGUACGCUGUUGUGAACCACACUGGCCACCUGAACAUGGGUCACUACACGGCUCUGUGCCACAACGCUCCGGCUCAGGUCUGGCACUGUUUCGACGACUCCAUUGUCAGAGAGGUACAGGACAGAGUGGUUCAGUCUCCAAACGCGUACAUGCUGCUCUACAGCUGCAAACCUUUCCAAAAGCCAAAGAUUCAAGGACUCUGAGCUCUCCAACAAGCGCCGCAAAUCCAUCCAUUUCUCUUAAUGAAUGGAGAUUUAAACUGUACAUCUCCGGCGCUUGCUGUGCUGCUGGCUUCUCCAGAAUUUCUAGAAAUAAAUUAUAAGGUUGGUCCCUCACUUGUGUGUUGCUGAUAUAAACGUCAGGACCAACUUGCAGCACCAGGACCAACAUAGCAACUAGCAAUUAAUACGCCAAAGCAGGGUGAGUUAGAAGAAUACAACUGAAGAAAUACAGCUAGUAAAUAUAAAAUUAUAUAAAAUAAAAACAAGCAUGAAGCUGUAACAAAAUCCUAACUCAGCCUGUCAUUAAUUUUUUUAAACCACAAGAAGGAAGCAAUACUGGUUUUCACUGAUUUCAAGAAGGGAUUCGACUCAACUGACAGAAAAAAAUGUUCCAAAUUCUACUGGCAUAUGGAAUCCUCCUCCUAUUGUUGAAGCAAUAAAAGGUAUGUAUGUCACCACUUCUGUGGUAGCCAAGACUCCUGAGAGCAACACAGAUCUCUUCUCCAUAGACACAAGAGUACUCCAAGAAGACCCUCUAGCUCCGUUCAUCUCCAUCAUCUGCUUAGACUAUGCUCUGAGGAAUGCAAUCUCGCCCUCCGAUGGUCUGACCCUAAAGUGUCGUCAAAGUAGAAGGCACCCAACUUGCAUUUGCAUAAUGACAUUGCCCUCAGGGAAAACACUCAGUGAAGCAGAAGACCUUCUGCAUCAAGUAGAGUGAGAAACAAAACAGAUUGGACUCGAAGUUUGUGCACCUUAACCCAACAUUUGAGGAGACAUUGCAUGCACUAGAUGGGUCAGGAAUCUAAAAAGUUGAUCAUUUCCUAGAAACAAAAACUGGUAAAGCUUGGAAAGCAUUAAACUCUCUGGGUAUCUCCAAUUAAAACGGAAACCAGAGAGAGAGUAUUCAAGGCAUCAGUGGAAUUCAUCUGGCUUUAUGGAUCCGACUCCUGGUCACUCACAAAGUCACUCUCAAAACGAAUUGAUGGGACUUAUACCAGAAUGCUACGGAUGGUGCAAAACAUCUCCUGGAAAUCGCACCUCACCAACAAGUUGCUAUAUCGCUCACAUCCACGCUGCUCAACCAUCAUUAGGCAACAUAGACCAGCCCUGGUGCUAGAAGACACUUUUGACAGCAAUGCUGGACAGAGAGAGCUGAAUGAAGAACUUUAUUCAUGUCACCGAUUCCAUCGGAGGCAAUUGACCGACUGACAGCCUGUCACUGGUUUUCAUUUUAGUUGUACAUAAAGUUUAUCCACCAACUGAAACUCCUUCACUCCAGUGCAUUUGUCAAAAAUAUCUUGCAACACUAGUCCUUCUUAGCCGGUACUUUCGGUAGUAAAUAAAGGUCUGGCUGCACUUUAUUAUCUCAU